This is a messenger RNA of Cladocopium goreaui, 1668 nucleotides long. Lineage: Eukaryota; Dinophyceae; Suessiales; Symbiodiniaceae. The record is from the annotation of a GenBank genome assembly.
AUGGCCAUUGGCUGCGUUGGCUGCGGCGCGAUGAUCUGCUCGGUGCCCCGAGAGCGGAGCGCUUCGUUGAUGUCUCGGUGGCUCAACCGGCUCAACCGGCUCAACCUGCCCGUUGUUAGUCUUGUGUGGUUGGUCACUGUCAUAGCCUUAGCGGGAAGUUUUGGUCUUUCCCGCGGGGGGCUUACCGACAACGUCAUCAAUGGGAGCGAGAUGAUGCUGCUCUCCAACCAUGGCUACGUCUUUGUGACAAGACUGAACGGCCUCUGGCGGCAGAUCAAACACCUUCUCCCCAAGACCAUUGCGAAGAAGAAGCACAACAUUCGCUGCACUGGCCCAACGGCGAAGGAAUUGACUCAGAACUACUGCUCACUUGAGGCAGGUGAGGAAAUUGAAUAUGACAAUUUGCUCAAGAAAUUUGCGGCACAGCAACGCACAGCAGCUGACGAACAACCUCUGGCAAUUGACCUCCAAAGGCUUCCCACUCGCCUCGAGAUCGAAAAACUGUGCCGACAAGCGAAAAGAGUCAAAGCACCAGGCUUGGAUUCUGUUCAAGCAGAAGUACUUCAACAUCUCAUGCGUGAGCAUUCCGAGAUCUUCUUCUUUUUGGUCUUCAAAUCCUGGUUGCCUGCAGCAGAACCCUUGCAAUUUAAAGGAGAUACUGUCCACUCCAUCAUGAAAAAGACUGGCCUGACCACAGCCAGUGGCAUGCGUGGAAUCACUUUGCUAGACACGCUUGGCAAAGUUUACCACUCAUUGAUACAAACCAAAGUCUUGCCGUGGCUGGAACAGACAAAACUACCUACACAGUUCGGUGGUUUCCGAGGGCAGCAGACGGCUUUCGCAUCUUUGGUUCUUAGUUCGUUUGAACAAGUUACAGCUGCCCACAAGAUUUCUCUUGCAACAGUUUUCCUGGAUGUACGCAGUGCCUUCCACUGCCUAUUGAGGCAGCAUGCGUUUGGUUCUGAUGAAGUUCUUGCGACAGAAUUGUGUCGAGUCCUCUGCAAUGAGGGGCUUGACGUGCAAGCAUUGGUGCAUGAUAUUCGUGCUCAUUCAGCAGCUUUUGUUGACCACAUUGAUGAGCCCACGGCACGAGCUGUACAGGAUGCUCACAAACACACUUGGUUUGUCUGUCCACAGUCGCCAGCCCUCUUUCAAACUCAUAGAGGAUCAAGGCCAGGAUCACCAUUGGCCGACUUAGCUUACAAUGCGCUAAUGUGUGAUCUUCUUAAAACUCUCCAUGGUGAACUUCAACAAGUACCACGGAUUUUGGAAGCCUCUCUUGCGCUUGAGAUUCCUGCUCCGGUGCUGGCUUGGGUUGAUGAUGUAGCACUUUUGGUGCCGUGCUGUCAUGCUGACUGCCUUGACGAUACGCUCGAGACAGUCAUGUUGCUCACUCAUCACAUUUUUGGUCAUUAUGGAUUACGACUGAACUGUGAGAAGGGCAAAACAGAAGCAAUCCUCCAGCACAGAGGCAAAGAUUCCGCACAGUUACGGCGCAACAGGUUUGUGGAUGACUUUGGCAUGUUAGAAGUCAAGGAGCACGCUCCAUCGCGGAUCGUUUCGCAAUAUGUGCACCUUGGAAUCACUAUCGCCCAGAGUACAGACAUCUGCAACGAUAUCAACCAGAAGAUCGGCAAAGCCAGCAAUGCCUACAGAUUGAUGAGUAAG